UCCGUGGUCAACUCGGCCAUGUUCACUACUUACAACAACUUCACCGUCCCCGGGUCGUCUGGCACUGCGGACACGCUCUACGGCGUGUUUCAGUGCCGCGGCGACCUCAGCGGCACUGACUGCGCGCAGUGCGUGGCGCGCGCAGUCAGCCAGCUCGGCACGCUCUGUCUCGACGCGUGCGGGGGCGCGUUGCAGCUUGACGGGUGCUUCGUCAAGUACGACAACGCCACUUUCUUGGGGGUGGAGGACAAGACGGUGGUGAUGAAGAAGUGUGGACCGUCGAUCGGGUAUGACUCCGACGGGUUGACCAAGAGGGAUGCUGUGCUGGCGUAUCUAGGGACCAGCGACGGGGCCUACCGGCCGUUCAGGGUGAGUGGCGCCGGGAAUGUCCAAGGUGUGGCGCAGUGCGUAGGGGACUUGAGUCCGAGCGAGUGCCAGGAUUGUCUGUCCGACGCCGUAGGGCAGCUGAGGGCGAGCUGCGGGACCAGCGGCUGGGGGGACUUGUUCAUGGCCAAGUGCUACGCGCGCUACUCGGAAGGUGGAUAUCACUCGCACGGCCAUGAUCACAGUGACGACAACGAUGAUGAUGAUGAUGAUCUUGAUAGGACACUUGCAAUACUGAUUGGGAUCAUAGCAGCAGUUGCAUUAAUCGUCGUAUUUCUUUCUUACUUCAGAAAAUAUUUGUGUGGAGAUGACUGUGAUGAAAAAGGUGGAAAAUGAGUGGAGGCUUUGUGGAUAUUUCUGAAAGUAGUACUGCAACUCGCACUAGUCCUUUCCUGGUAUUUAACUUGGCUUUAGGUUUCUUUUCAAUUCAAUUUUUAUUUUUAUCCCUCCAUAGCUCUUCUGAAGUCUGCUUUAUAUUUUCUGUAAAGAGCACAACAGUGAGGGUAGAUAGAAAAAGAUGUGUAUGGAUAGAAAAGCCAUACAUAAAGCUAGCUACUUUGAAGCAAAUGUAUGAAGCUUUCAAUAAGAAAAACAAAAAAGCACAGAAAGAUUCCUACCAGAGCCCCUUUUCAAUUGAGUCUUUAGCAUAUUGUUAGCUCAAUUAGCUUGUUUA
Fragaria vesca subsp. vesca is the source of this 1057-nucleotide messenger RNA. RefSeq names its product cysteine-rich repeat secretory protein 12-like. Bases 19 to 720 code for a protein of 233 amino acids. Gene Ontology annotation, cellular component: plasmodesma. The record is from RefSeq and is a predicted model, not a curated record. NCBI's taxonomy places the organism in Eukaryota, Viridiplantae, Streptophyta, Magnoliopsida, Rosales, Rosaceae. The transcript is spliced from 3 exons.